Cheilinus undulatus (humphead wrasse) is the source of this 1134-nucleotide messenger RNA. RefSeq names its product sperm-tail PG-rich repeat containing 1 (gene stpg1). Gene Ontology annotation, cellular component: germinal vesicle; female pronucleus; male pronucleus. The transcript has 8 exons. The coding region runs from base 106 to 1086 and encodes 326 amino acids. Gene Ontology annotation, molecular function: histone binding; chromatin binding. The record is from RefSeq and is a predicted model, not a curated record. Gene Ontology annotation, biological process: epigenetic programing of male pronucleus. NCBI's taxonomy places the organism in Eukaryota, Metazoa, Chordata, Actinopteri, Labriformes, Labridae.
GCAAGCUCAAAUUACGCAGUUUUCAGGUCUCCAUAGCAACAUCAUCUCAGAGGGUCCGGCUUCACAGAUUUAAAAAAUACUUUCUACCUGAUAUCUGACUGAACCAUGGGGAACCUGUCCCGAGGACUUCAUAACACAGAUAAAAUGUUGACUACUGCCGUUUCACCUCCAAUUUCAACUAAACACCAUCGAGAGGUGGUUAUAAAUCAAGAGAAGAAGGGAUUUCUAUCCAAAGCAAAGAGGUUUCCUUCGCAGUUCUUCAUGAGUGAAAAUCCAGGACCAGGCAGCUAUAACUGUGCCUCCAGCUCUGAAGUCAUUAGUCCUUCAUUCUCAGUCAAAGGAACCACAGGCUUUAUUGUUUCCAAGGCCAGCAGACCUUCCAGUUACCAACAAGCUAUCCCAGGACCGAAUGCAUACAACCUGCAGAGCUCCCUCAUCGACAAAUAUGACUUCAACACAGGAGUCUCCAGAGUGUUCAGGCUGCCUGUGGCUGUAAAGGUGGAGGGUCCGAAGCACAAAACUCCAGCACCAAAUCAGUAUGAUGUCAGAAUUCGUAAUAGAGAGUCUUUCUCCUCUGUGGUUGGUACAUCAGCUUUCCUGUCAAAAACUGAACGUGACACUUUCAACCCAAACAAAGAUACACCGUCUCCAUGCCACUAUGAAGUGAACACAAGUGUAAUCCGGUGCUGCCCCAAGGCGGUCUCGUCCCCCUUCAGAUCUAAAUCUAAGAGAAUUCCUGCUCCACUGGAAAAGUGUGCACCUGGCCCAGGAGCCUACAGCCCCCAUCAGAUCCCUGCACCCGUGAAAAGAACCCUCCUGCCGAGGGGACCGUAUGUGUCCUUAGCACAUCCUCCUCUGGUUGUCCCUAAGGACCCUCCUGUCCCAGGCCCAGGACAUUAUGACAUAAUGAAGAACAUGGGCUCGUCCAAGCAUCCUGUGCCCACUGCUGCAUUUGCAUCCAGAACGGAAAGAACAUUUCCAAACUUAAACGCCAAAACGACACCAGGACCAGGUUUCUAUGAUCCUCUGAUUCUGUCAAAGCAGUCCUUCAUGUACACUGACUCCAACAUCUGGAUUCCUUUUUAACAUUUCAGUGUAAAACUACACUGUAGAUAUGUAUCUUUUCCACAUCCA